Molecule: messenger RNA, 1744 nt
Organism: Mercenaria mercenaria
Lineage: Eukaryota; Metazoa; Mollusca; Bivalvia; Venerida; Veneridae
Product: sialate O-acetylesterase-like
Exons: 11
Coding region: 173-1708 (511 amino acids)
Biological process (GO): carbohydrate metabolic process
Molecular function (GO): sialate O-acetylesterase activity
Source: RefSeq, a predicted model, not a curated record
GGUCAGUUACCUUUUAAUUAAAAUAUGACCUUGAUCAUACAACGUAAUAUAAUCAGGGCUAGACUCAGAAGACAGUUUUGAAGACCCAAUUUAUCAAGAAGUUGAACAAUUAUUGUACAAGGUGGCAUUAUAGAACAAAACUUCACUGAUAAGGAUAAAGGUCGUGUGAAACAUGGAGCUCAAAAUUGUUUUUCUUGUGGCAGCAUGUCUUACUGUUGGUGUUUACGGUGUUCUGCGGAUGCCAAAAUAUUAUAGUAAUCAUAUGGUUCUACAGCGCGCACCUGCUCGCGCCAUCUUGUGGGGAUUUGCUGACGUCAUCGGAGAUACAGUCGUUGUUCUUAAAAAUGGUGUUCAAGUUGAAGAAACAACCGUUCAAAAAAGUUCCAGUAAUGGCACGAUUGGAAUAUGGAAACUAAAACUACCGGCUGAAAGAAAUGCUGGACCAUACGACAUUCAAGUGAAAUCUAGUGAGGGAAUUCUCUCAUUUGCUGACGUUAUGUUCGGAGAUGUUUGGAUGUGUUCGGGACAGAGUAACAUGCAGUUUAAAAUGAGGGAGGUGUACGACAGCGCACAUGAAAUCGACGAUUCUAUACAGUACAGAGAUAUUCGGAUGAUAUUUUCUGAUUUUGUAAAAUCGUCCGUUCCACUUGAUGAUGUGUCUAUAAGACAUCCAUGGGUAUAUCCUAUCAAAGGAAUCAUAGACGAGUUUUCUGCGCUUUGUUUUAUGUUCGCACGUGACCUUCAGAAACAUUUAAACUAUCCAAUAGGAAUAAUUGAGUCUAAUUGGGGCGGUACUCCAAUUGAGGUGUGGAGUUCCCCGGAUGCAAUCAACGCAUGUCCAACAACAGUUAAACCGAGUCCGAGCAUAUAUUGGCCAACAGAUCUAGGUGCGCUCUGGAAUUCUAUGAUGCAUCCUUAUCUAUCAAUGACAAUAAAAGGCGCCAUCUGGUAUCAGGGAGAAGCAAAUUCGGGACACCCUGACCUCUACGCAUGUCAGUUUCCCGCCAUGAUUAACGACUGGAGGAAAAAGUUCCAUGCUAACUCGGAUGGCGAGACAAGUGAACAUUUUCCGUUUGGUUUUGUGCAGCUCGCGCCAUUCCGUGCCGGAAACACAAUUGGGGGUUUCCCUCCAACAAGAUGGGCACAGACGACAGAUGUUGGAUAUGUGCCAAACAUUAAUAUGCCAGACACUUUUAUGGCUGUUGCAGUAGAUCUGCCAGAUUUUAAUUCACCGUCAGGAGCCAUUCAUCCUACAUAUAAACAAGACGUCGCAGCUCGUCUAGUUUUGGGAGCCAGGAACGUUGCCUAUGGCGAACGUAACGUUAUUUUUCAAGGCCCAUUUCCAACCGCUUACAACGUCGAUAACGGACUACAUAGCUUAACUAUAACCUUUGACAAUGGUACCGGAAGUUUACACAUGAACAACAACAACGGUUUCGAGGUUUGUUGCGCGAGCACAAUAUCCGGCUGCAGUAACCCCGCCUCUUGGGUCGCCGCUCCAAUUAAAGUGACAAUGACCUCGAAAGUUCAGAUUGACGCUUCUGGUUGCCAGGGAAACUAUCAUGUUGCUGGUGUAAGGUACCUGUGGAAGGAAAGUCCCUGCGCUCUAAAGCAAUGUGCGUUAUAUGACAGCCAUACACAGCUCCCUGUGCCACCAUUUGUAAAGACAGAAGUCUUCAAGUCUCAAGCAAGCAUUGUUGUGGGCUAAACUAUCUUCACUCUGUACAUUAUGAAUAUGACAAAU